Molecule: messenger RNA, 486 nt
Organism: Malania oleifera
Lineage: Eukaryota; Viridiplantae; Streptophyta; Magnoliopsida; Santalales; Ximeniaceae
Exons: 3
Coding region: 1-486 (161 amino acids)
Source: RefSeq, a predicted model, not a curated record
AUGCCGAGAGAUGCGGAGGAUGCUAGUGAUGUGGUCACAGAUUUAUCAAUGGCUACUCCAAUAGGGACCAUAGUAACGUGUAGGAGGGAACUAAAAAAUUUUCUAAUCAAUAUUCAGGGGAAGACGCUGCCUGCUAAUCUGGUGAUUCUCGACAUUGACAAAUUUGAGGUGAUUAUGGGAAUGGACUGGCUAGCUUCUGGUUAUACCAUUAUUGACUGCUACAAGAAAGAGGUGGUGUUCAAACCUCCGGUGGAGCAGGAAUAUAGAUUUGUGGGGUCGCAUGUAAAGGAAGCACUGGAGGGGGAAGUUAAGCUUGAGAAUAUUUCGAUAGUAAAGGAAUUUCUUGACAUAUUUCCGGAGAAUUUGUCGAGGUUACCUCCUAAGUGUGAGGUGGAGUUUGCUAUCAACCUAUCUUUGGGAACGGUGUCAAUUUCUAAGGCUUCAUACAGAAUGAUUCCAGUAGAGUUGAAAGAAUUAAAGGAGUAA